CUUAUUAUACGAACCCUUAAUGUUCUCGAGAAGAUUGAAACCGGUUGUAUUAAUUUAAAUAAUGGCGAAACCCCAUCAAUACAAAGUGUCUGCAGAAUAUUAGACACCAAUCAAGAAUUGAUUACUUUGUUCUCGACAAAUCCUUCGGGAAAGAACUGUCGAUCCAGUUUGGAGGGCGUCUGGAAAUUUGGGUAUCAAAACAGAUAUAAAUUCACGGGAGAGUGCACUCAUCCCGAGGCAAACAUCACCGCCUGUCAGAUCCCAGGAACACAAUUCUUUAAUGUGAAUCAACAGUUUAUAAUGAAUUAUAGAAAGUGCACCGGUAUGCAGGACACAGAGGAUGCUGAGGUGCAAUUUAAAUGCUUAGGGGACUGGUAUGUCGGC
This is a messenger RNA of Oppiella nova, 384 nucleotides long. The record is from the annotation of a GenBank genome assembly. NCBI's taxonomy places the organism in Eukaryota, Metazoa, Arthropoda, Arachnida, Sarcoptiformes, Oppiidae.